Messenger RNA from Morus notabilis, 951 nucleotides. RefSeq lists its product as uncharacterized. NCBI's taxonomy places the organism in Eukaryota, Viridiplantae, Streptophyta, Magnoliopsida, Rosales, Moraceae. The record is from RefSeq and is a predicted model, not a curated record. Bases 1 to 951 code for a protein of 316 amino acids. The transcript has a single exon.
AUGAAGUCAGAUCCCAAUCGAAGGAAUCAAAGUAAGUAUUGCAAGUUCCACGGUGACGUCGGCCACAACACCAACGAGUGCGCCGACCUAAAUGAUGAAAUCGAAAGGUUAAUCCAUGAAGGAAGGCUGCGAGAGUUCAAGGCUAAAAGGCGAGGCCAUGACCCCAGGAAUGACGGUCGAAGCUGGGAGGACAAUCGGCGGGGAGAAGACCGCGAACUAAUCGAUGUCAUAAGAACCAUACAUGGAGGACCGUACCUCGGGGGGGAUUCGAGGAGAUCCCAGAAAAGUUACGCCCACGAGGCAAGACAGGUGUACCAGGAGAGGUUCUGGAACCUCUCGACCACCAAAUCAGCCAAGACGACAAAAUUCGAUAGUGUUGAAGUAGCUUUCACCGAGGAGGAUGCAAAUGGUGUCCAUUUCCCACAUAACGAUGCCUUGGUAGUGGAGGCAGUAAUUAGAAACCACACCGUGUGCAUGAUCCUGGUAGACAAUGGAAGCUCGGUGGACAUCUUAUACUCUGAUUGCCUGGAAAAAAUGGGGAUCCCAAAGGAGCAAUUGGAGAAAACGUCUCUGCCAUUAUUCGGGUUCACAAGGGACUCAGUUAUCCCCGAAGGAAUGAUUUGGCUACCCAUCACCGCGAGAGAAAAGCCUAGGCAAGCAACCAUGAUGGCAAACUUUUUGGUGAUAAAGGGGGGCUCACAGUAUAACGCCGUAAUUGGGAGGCUGACCCUUCAGGCACUAAGGGCGAUAACCUCCAUCUAUCACCAAAAGGUUAAGUUUCCAACCCCCAAUGGCAUAGGCAAGAUGAAGAUCAAUCAGUACGAAUCCAGGAUUGCAUACACAGAUGCCCUACACGGGUACGAUCAACCAAGGAGACAGGAAGCUAUGAUGGUACACCAAGGUGCGGUCGAGGACAUAGAUCCUAGAGUCACGGAGGAAACCUGGUCCUAA